Anopheles bellator is the source of this 5538-nucleotide messenger RNA. RefSeq lists its product as uncharacterized. The coding region runs from base 1 to 4299 and encodes 1432 amino acids. Gene Ontology annotation, molecular function: protein binding. NCBI's taxonomy places the organism in Eukaryota, Metazoa, Arthropoda, Insecta, Diptera, Culicidae. The record is from RefSeq and is a predicted model, not a curated record. The transcript is spliced from 6 exons.
AUGGAGAACGAAUCCUGCUAUGGUGGAGGCGAUAUUGCCGGUGCCAUCUUCGGCACGCUGGUCGCGGUGGUCCUGAUGGCGGUACUGCUCUGGUGGCUCUACAAGAAGAACUACAUCUUCAAGCGUAAAGAUCCCCAGCUGAUGCCGGAAGACCCGGAGGCGACGGCGAAAGGUGACUACGCGUUCGACAAUCCGGCGUUCAAGACGGAUGGAGCUCCGGGGGCCACGAGCGGCAAUGGUGUCGGUGGUGGUGGUGGUGGUGGUGGUGGUGGUGGCGUCCCGGCCAGCAAGACCGGUUCCCCGCUCGAUCCGAGCUGGACCGCGAAGCAGAGUACGAUCGAGAAGCAGCGCAAAACCGUCGACGAUAGCUACGUGAACGUGACCGCACCGCGGCUGGUAUCGCUGCGCGGCUCCGACUUUACCGGGCUGGGCGUCGAGGUGUACGGCGGACUGAAGGAAGGAAUCUUCGUGAAGAAAGUAAUGCCCCAGGGUCCGGCCGCCGGUCUCGUAAACACAGGUGACAGAAUAACCAGCAUCACGAUAGACUUCCGACACAUCGUACAGGAGGACGCUAUGACCAUCCUGAGCUACGCCUCGCCAUACAACGUUCAGCUCGAGCUGGUCGGUGGCACCAGGCCAGUGUUGCCUCAGACGCAGAGCCCGAAACCGGGACAUCAGAGUCUCACGCACCCGCUGUACCGCUCCAGCAGCCAAUCGGACCUCAACACGAUUGAGCGCAACUCACGGAAAAAGCUGUUCCCAAGUGAAGACUCACCGCUGAAGAUGGACAACAAUCGAGCCGGAAGCCCUACGCAGGCCGCGCCCGGAAGCAAGGGACCGUUGCCGACGGUCCACAAGGAGCACGAGCGGGAACCGAAGAAACACUCGUUCAAGCAGCAAAUGCGCGAGAUGAUCGAAGAGAAGUUCCAAACCAAGCACGCCGACGUCGAACGGAAGGCGUCCUCGCCGACGAUGGCUGACGACGUGGGUGCGUCUGCACCGGUCAAGAAGGGCCACAAGUUCGGCAUCCGGGUGUUUCCGCCGUCGGUGAACGAUAAGCUGUUCGGCAAGAGUCCGACGAAGGUGCAGGCCGACAACGAGAACAACACCAACCUCGAGCGGAAGGAGUCGGACGAACAGCAGCAGCAGCACCAGGAGAGCACCCGUCGCUCUCCGUCGCCACCGGAAGUUAAGAAGCGCACGAAGGAGCCGAAAAUGGCGACGGUUCCGGAUGUGGUCGGUGUAGCUGCCACACCGGCCACCUACCAGUUGGAAGCGAUCGGCGAAUUCCAGCGACAGAACAGCCUCACCUCAAGCGGGAUCCGCCGGGAUGCGUCCGGAAUUCCGCAGGAGGUGCCGAGCUUCAUGAUGCAGGCAGCGAACGCAGCACGAGACAAUCGCAAAUCGGGCAACGCUGGUCCAUUUACGAUGGCCAGCAGCAGCGCGGAGGCAGACGCAAAGCGUAAAGGGAAGGCACCGCGUCCGCCGCAUAACGAGGCGCACGAUCUGGACGAGAGCACCGUGACGAUGGACACCAACCUGAGCAGUACGGACGAGGCGGAUGGUGGCAGUGCCCAUAGUCGGAUGCUGCCGAACGGAAGUUUCAGUUCGACGAUCGAUUCCGCAGGUGGCUCCGCGAUUGGGCGCAUGAACUUUUCCGACAACUUUGCCGAAGAGGUCCUGAACUGUACGCUCGACAGCAUCAGCCACAUCGAGCAGUUCAAUGGCGGUGCGCCAGCGAACCGCGGACCGAGCAACAGCUCCACGCCGAAAAGUGACCGCAAAAAGACGUCCUCACUGACGGAAAGCGAGCUCAUGAUGAGGACCAACAGUCUGGAGGAACUGCACAACGGCCAGCACCACGAUAAUGAAUCCGACGUGGAGCAGGAGCAGCGGAAGAUAGUGGCCCGUGGCAACAAGAUCGAGCUGAACGCGAGUGACAUCAUCGUGCACCAGAGUUCCCCAAGUCCGACGCCACUGGCGGCUAGCGACGAGACCAGCGAGGAGGAACCGCAAGACGACAGUAACCGACGUACGGCCAGUUUGGGUGACCUCUCGAAGCUGGAACCACAGAAAUCGGCUACCGGCAGUGCCAGCAACACCCUCGAGCGGGCUCAAAGUUUGGAGAUCACGGGCGACUCGGCCACGACCACGGUGACGAUUGGGAAUGGUGCGGACAAUCCGAUGUCCGAGGAAGCGAACGCAUUGGUCGAUGCGAAAGAGAUGGUCACCACCGACGGCCUUAGCUCGCUGCAGCGCAAUCGUUUGAAGGGUGCCUCCGCUUGGGGCAAUCUCGAGGAUGCGAUUAACUACGGCGAGCUGCUGGUAUCCAACGGAAACGAUGCCGAUCGCGGAGACGUGGUUGUGGUGAAGGAGAACGGUUACACCGCUGGUGUGCGGCAGCCACUGGUCGGUGGCACUCAAGCGAUUAUCGUGGCCGAAGCAAAAAAGAUCGACGUGUCCAGUGGUGGCACUACGACGCUAAUCGUGCAAAGGGCCGCCGAAGACCAAGCAAGACCAAGCGAGGAGCACGUUUCGCUGACCACCAUCGGGUCCGGCUACGGCCGGGAUCUGGAAUCGCCCGAGUCGGAUCGAGAAGAACAGCAGCCAGCAUCGGUAACGAACCACCUGGUUAAGAUCACUGGCGCACAGUACGACACCAACAUUCCGGACGACGUUAAGGUGUCCCGCUAUCCGUUCGGUAGUCUCGAGCGCCCAAAGUCGGACGUGCUGAAGAAGCUGCUCGGUCAGAAGGAAGAGCUCGAGAAUACCCCGUCUGUGUUCAUCUCGGCCGAUGGUAGCGCCGGGGAGCACACCGUGAGCAAGAUCCGUAUCGAGGGUGGCCACCGCCCGGUAGAUGCCGGAGAACCGAUCAGCUUGACACUGAUCAACGCUCCGGAAUCCGCGAUGUCCGAUCAAACCGAGAGCAGCCAACCGUCGCCGGUGUUUACGAGCAACACGAACGGUGUUAGUAGCAUCAACAUCUCGUCGCUGGAAUACGACGAUCAACAGCAGCGAUCGUCGACCGCCAUUAAUGGCUUCACGGCGAUGAACGGGAUGAUACCGAAGUUCUCGCUGAGCGACAACAUUGUCACCAUCUCCGGUUCCGGUGGUUCCGGUUCGCAGCCAUCCUCGAUCAUCAUGAUCGACGACGAGAAGCUCGACUUUAGUCUGCAGACCCUGGACGAUUUCGACGAUCCGCUGGUCGACGAUGGUGGAGUACCGCCGUUCGGUGCACCGAUGCCACCACCGGACUUCUCCAACGCCCAUACGCCCAAUGCCUCCACCGCCACCGCCGCCGCCGCCGCCGUCGCCGUUGAACCAGUAAUGCUAGUUGUGGAGGCGAGCGAACGGAGGCCAGCAGGAGAGCCGCCGUUACCGCCGCAGCGCAGUUCCAUCACGAUGAAUCGGCGAGGCAGUGGAGGAGCCCCGCUGACCAACGGCUCCGCAGGAGGCGGAUUCGUCACGGAGAUCACGCUCAAGCCGGUGGCCGGCCUAGCGGCGGAGCCAGCAGCUUCUCAGCCCACCGCGGCGGAACGAUGCACUCCACCACACCAGAAUGGGCUGAUAGUUGGCAGACAGGAAUCGGAUAGCCCCGCACAGCAGCACGCUGCCCCACCCGGGAAGCCACCAAUAGUGACGAAGAAACCGCCCAAACCGGACAAUAAACCGACCACACCACCGUCCCGGAUACCGGUCGAGCGGCGCAUGUCCAACGAGCACAGCUUCAUACCGCGCAACGCGGAAAUUAAAUUCACCACCGCGACGUACGAGUCGCCCUCGUCGGUGCCGCGGACACCACCGACGCGCCCACUCGGCGUCGACCAGAUUCGGUCAAACUUUGAGCGCUCCAACUCGAAGACGGAAAUUCCGGUCCUGAUCCGACGUACCUCCAUCCCGUCGAUCAGUCUGUCUCACGGUGGCGGCAGCCACGGGCAGGCAGGCGGCUCGAUGAGCAACCUCAGCUCGAUCGCUGGCCAGCAGCAGCCAGGCAACACCAGCACCAAAGCGAGCCCAUCCCGGAUUCCGGUGUUCAACUCGGCGGCCGGCACCAAGUUUGGUUACCAAGACGCGAACGGGGGACGGUCACCCCCACCGGCCUCGGCAAGCCCAACCACGAACGGGGGUGCGUCUCCGCAACAUCAGCAGAACUACCACGCAUCACCACCAGUCACAACCAACGGUCACCACAACCACCAUCAUCACAACAACAACCAUCAUCUGGUCAGCAACAACAAAGUGUCCGUCAGCAUUACCUCGAUCAAGAACCAGGCCAAACAUCCGAGCGGUAAAUUUUAGCUCCAGCUGGAGCAGGGAUCGGAACCGGCCGGACUUAUCUCGGGAGCGCAGAACGUGCGUGGUCCGCGCUCUCGAAGGCAUUACCCUUUAGUAUAAUUACGAGGUUGGCGAUUAGCAACCCGUUUGGCCGUUUGGUUAUGUAGUUUUCUUUUUUGUUCGAUAAAAUGGUAGCCGCUGGCUGCUGGAUGGUGGGCAGAAUUGCACGUGAGCAGGAACCCAUCCUGGCCGCGCACACGACACGUUACUUUCUGUCCACACCGGGGAAUUUAUGUUUGUUUUUUUUGGCCAUAUUAUCUCUUAGAUCGUAGGGUCGUGCGUCUGUCCUUAAGUGCUUCUGAGUGGCUGCAGUUCGUUGCAGUGUAACGCGUCACGCCUUAGCAGCGCAGUGACGGUGCGAGUGUAUUUGCUAGUUUUUAACCAUAAUUUAGCUCGAUCCUCCCCGCCCAAAGCAAGAAUAUCAUUCCGGCAACGGGACAGGAGCGUGGUAAGCGUAGCUUGUUCUACAUUCAACUUUAUUCCGAUUCCGGCCUCGAAUACAUCUAUGGAUGUUGUUCGGGGACAGGCUCUGUUCAUCCAAAAAAUGAUCGUCACACGUAACCUUAUUCGGACAUACGCAACGCAUGUUAUCCAAAUCUAUGUAUAUAUAACUCUAGUAGCUGACCGGAAUGUUCCGUGAGGCAUCACCAAGUAUGUACCGCAAACUCCUUAACGGCACCAUAAUACCGACCGUUUACUCUUCUUGGGCUUCUACAUGUCCAAACGGAGGGGUUAUAAUUUUCGCGGAAACAUUCGAUCGGUCACUCACCAACGGCCUACAGCAGCUCGAACUAUUGUUUUGUGGUCUGCACAAACACCGGAAGCACUACGCGGACAAUUGAGUGUAGUAAGUAAAAGAUUGUAUCAUAAUCAUAAGCGGGAAAAACAGAACCUGCUCACGGAUGGUGAUCGUCGUGGCAAAAAAUAAAAUCGUAACAUCAACCGUCGAUCGACCGGCGACAAAUCGUCAUUUCGCCCAUCUAAGCACAUAUUGCUUCAUGAAACGAACAUACGAUCACCGCGACCAAACCGCGGGAUUAUUCUCCAACCUACCAAGUGGUAAUAACAUACAGAAAAAUAUAAUUACCCUUUUCCGUCGCUUUUCGUUUAUCUAUUUUUAUCCGAGUUUAGGUGCCUAAGUUUAUUCACAACAUGUUUGCGAAUGUUUGAAAAUGUUAAAUAAAUACUUAUCGAUUGGUAACA